Argiope bruennichi is the source of this 4758-nucleotide messenger RNA. RefSeq names its product cytosolic carboxypeptidase-like protein 5. Bases 575 to 3217 code for a protein of 880 amino acids. Gene Ontology annotation, molecular function: metallocarboxypeptidase activity; zinc ion binding. The transcript has 11 exons. Gene Ontology annotation, biological process: proteolysis; protein deglutamylation. The record is from RefSeq and is a predicted model, not a curated record. Lineage: Eukaryota; Metazoa; Arthropoda; Arachnida; Araneae; Araneidae.
GUACAAAAUGUUCUUGACCUUGAUGAUUUUUUACAUCCAAUCUGAGUAGAAAUAAGUCUAGCAUUACAGAUAAAUUUCUAAAAAUAUUUAAAAUUCCUUAUCCAUAAAUGAACCAAAUAAUGCAUUUGAUAUUGUAUUUCAUUUUAUUUUGUCUAGAAUGCGCUAAUAAAUUUUAUCUUGUUAAAUUAAAAAAAAUAAAGAAAAAAGGAAAUAUCGAAUUAAUCAAAGGAUAUCGAUUUAAACCAUAUGUUACUCAACUCGAAUUUAAAGAAAGAAAAGAAUGUUUGUAAACAAUAUGGUUACCUUGUCCAAUUUCUUCUUAGUUGUUUUCAAGUAAUUGUUGAAUAUUUAAAAUGAGAUCAAAUUUAUCAUUCGAACUAUGAAAGGAAUUUCAAUACUGCAUUCCAGAAUUAGUUUAUAAAAAAUGAAUUGUUUUAAAAGACGUUAAAAAACAUAGUUUUCCGUUUAAAUUCGGUAACCAUUCAUCUAAAGUAUUAGGGAAAAAAUGCGAUUCGCUAUGUCUAGUCGUAUAUUAGAACUCAAGUAACAUUUAUAGUGUUAUUUCUGCUAUAGAAUGAAAGUUGAAUGUGGCGGAUUUCUAUUUACUUCAGAUUUUGAUUCGGGGAAUUUAGAUAAAGUGGAAUAUGUCGAGCCUCCUGAAUCGAAUAAACAAAAAAAUUACGGAUCUACUAGUGAUACAACCUUACCUCCCAUAUCAAAUUUUCGAAACAUUCGACGCCAGAAAAGCCAUCCUGAUUCUCCUGUUACAUCUCCAGUUCACAAUAAAAAAUAUCAGUUGAAAAGAAGAACUCUUUAUUCAAAACUUAAGAGUACUAUCUCUGCAGAAUCAGUAUGUGGUGGACUCAAUCAACCAGUUCGAGAAUUUAGAAUAUGGACAAAACCUGACUGCUCUGGAACCCCACAUGAAACCACAUUUAGAACAUGGUUUUAUUUUGGCAUCAGUGGUGGUCCACCAGGUAGUGUGAUUAAAAUCAAUGUGAUGAAUUUAAAUCGGCAAGGAAAAUUGUAUUUUCAUGGUAUGAAACCAGUUUUCAAAACAGUGCCCUCCAAAGAAGGAUGGAAACGAAUACCUGGAAAAGUUGAUUUUAGGUGUGCAACUGACGGUAACUUUAUUAUCACUUUCUGUCACACACUGCCUUUGGAACAAGAUUCUAUGACUUAUUUUGCUUUUACAUAUCCAUUUUCAUAUACUGAAUGUCAAAAUAUGCUUGAUGAUAUUGAUAAUAAAGUGGGAUCAUCUUUGUAUAUAUCAAAAAAUAAUAAGCCUCCUGAUAAUGCUGUAUAUUACUGCCGAGAACUUGUGUGUUAUUCUUUGGGAGGAAAUAAAAUUGAAUUGUUAACUGUAACUUCUUGCAAAGGCCUCACAAUGGAAAGAGAAAACAAAUUGCCAGAUUUAUUUCCAGAAGUUUCAAAACCUAGAUGCCAUACUUUUAAAAAUAAGAAGAUUGUGUUCAUUAGCAGUCGUGUUCAUCCUGGUGAGACUCCAUCAAGUUUUGUAUUCAAUGGAAUGCUGCACUAUCUAUUGGGGUCAAAAGAUAGCACUGCUAAUCGCUUGAGGAAUCUUUUUGUCUUCAAGCUCAUACCCAUGUUAAAUCCAGAUGGUGUAUUGAAUGGUCAUUAUCGAGCUGACAUCCAGGGCUUGAAUCUGAAUCGCAUCUAUAUGGUUGCUGAUUUCAAGCAUCAUCCUUCCAUAUAUGCUGCACGUACAUUACUUCUUCAUUACCACACAUUCUAUUCUGGCACAAUUGACAUGUCUCUUGCAAAUAAAAAUAAUCUGAAAAAGUCAAAACACAAUAGUCAAAUGAAAGGCAAUCUAUCUCAAAAUCAGAUUGGGAAGAGCUUGAACUCAAAGAAAUUAUCAAAAGAUAUGGCAAAUCAAAUACAAAAGAAAACAUAUUUGAGAAAACAUUCAUUACAUACAUGUGAAACCAUUACUAGAAAUCUCAAUUUUUUGUCAUCAGUUCCUGUGGUUUUGCCUCUGAUGAAAAAUACAAAUCCUACAUCUGAAUCUAAUAGCAUUCAAAGCCAAGAUGGUCUUCCUAGACCAUUUCAGUUUCCUUCAGAAACAGUUCAAAACCUACCCAUGGAAGGUGUGAAGGAUACAAAGAGCUCCCCUAAUUUGUGUCAUGAGUGCAAGUUAUCUGAUUUUCCAUCCAAAAAGAUCACCUUGGAAAGUGACCUUUCAUGCAACUGCAUUGAACCCAGUGAUGCAGAUGAUUCUUCUUCAUUUGAUUGUGAGGCACGACUUGGAGAGGGUGAUGCUUCCAAACUCUUGAAAGACGUUCCUUGCUUGAAACCUGAAGAGAGUGGAAUUGCCUACUACUUUGAUCUUCAUGGCCAUGCAUCCAAGAGAGGUUGUUUUAUUUAUGGGAACUAUUUUCCUGAUAUUGACAAAAUGGUGGAUUGUAUGUUCCUUCCAAAAUUAAUGUCCAUCAACUGUCCUUAUUUUGAUUUCUCUGCAUGUAAUUUUUCUGCUGAGAAUAUGUAUUCAGGGUCCAACUCCAAUAUUCAAAGCAAAGAGGGUAGUGGGCGGGUUUCUUUGUAUGUUCUUACUGGGAUUAUUCACAGUUAUACCCUUGAAUGCAACUACAAUACUUGCCGUUUCACUGCUAAUCAGAAAAGAUCCAAAAAAUCCCAAAAAAUUUUUGAUGUGCCUUCCCAAGUUUUCUUCACACCUGAAAUUUAUCAAGAGAUUGGUGAGUCCUUAUUAUUUUCUAUACUGGAUGCUGUGGGACAUAACCCAAAAUCUCAAAUCAACAAUUCGCAGUUUCUGUCCAUCCAAGGCGUGAAAGAGUGGUUGAGACAGCAUGCGAUGGCUCUGAGAGGGAGAUGUGCUCCGAAUUACGUCAAAAAAUGCACACCCUUGCCAGGUUCAAGGUCACAAGAUAAAAUAUCAACCAGAUCUAUGACAAUUAGACGAUCACUUUUCUCAUCAUCUAAUAGAGGUUUACAGCGGGAGUCCUCAUCCAGCACCAACAACCUUUCAUCGAAUGCCUCAGACUCGGAUUUCCGCGGCGGGAUUACUAAUAGGACCACUCAAACCCGGACAAUCCGCGGCACGAAGUCCCUGUUGUCGUCUCCCGUUUCCAUGAAGAAGGUGUCCACUCUGCAGAGGCGGCACAGCUUUGUGCAUGAAGCCGGGAACAAAUUUUUUCGUAAGCCUGGGGCGCCCACCAGCAAAGGUGGAACAGCCUGAUCUGGCCCCUCCUGGUUUAUGCCUUCUAUUGCAUUUAUGUACACACUUAUCAGAAAUGUUAGCUCUUUCAUAAGGAUGUCUGAAUUGCCGUUUUUCUUCUUUCUUUUCUUCUCUGUUUUUUUGCAUGGAAGUUUUUUAAUUUAUGAUCUUAUAAAAAUUUGUUAGAUGUAAAACUCACGUAUAAGAUGUGGACCCUAGAUUUGACAGGAUUUUGCAGCUUUUAUUUCUAGUACUAAAUAAAUUUUUUAUUCAAAUGAACGUGCAUUUUUAAAGAAAAGUUGUUAUAUUUUAAUUAUUUAAAAAUAUAAGAAAAAAUAAGUUUUAAGAAAUUAAACAAGGAAUCGAACACACUUCAGUAUUACAAUUUGUUUAUUUUUUUAGAAAGUUGACAAUACAAUAAUUUCAUUAGGAAACUUAAGGUAACUCUAAUUAAGUAUUAUCUAAUCCUUUAUUUUAAAAAAAAUGGCUUAAUUUUAGUUCAGGAAGAGAGUAUUGAUUGAAGACAGAAGCUAAAAGAAAAAUAAUUCCAGUAGUUGGGAGUAAUUAUUUAUAUUACAGUAAAAAUUUGAGCAACAAGUUAAUUUUUUCCCACCAUAUUUCUGCUCCAAUUUUAACAUAAUAACCAUACAGUUAAAUAUCUGUAUGUUAGUAACAAUUGGAAUUAAUAAAUAUUUCUGUUCUUUUUCAGUUAUAUUUAUUAUUUGUGAAUCGAACCAUAUUUUUGUAAUUAAUUAUUAUUAUUAUUUUUUUUUUACAUUUUUACUGUUUCAAGAAAGAACCAAGCUAAUUCUUUAUAAGUGAUCUGAGUUCUUGUGCUAUUUUUAAUAGUUGUUUUUUUGAUUAACAUUAUAUUUUAAGUUUUCUGUAUUUAAAACUAAUGAAUAUGGCUGAUUUGUCUAGAAAAACCUGAAUCAAAGAAGGUUAAAAUUCUGUUAAUUUCACCUGCAUUUUUUUUAUUGUUAUAAAAUUAUUUGAAUAAAUAUAUUUUUGCAUUUAAAGGGAGAGAAAUCAUUACCAAAAUAAUGAAGAUUUAAAAAAAAAGAAUAUUUUCGGAUUGAAAAUCAGGACAAUAACAUGUUUUUGUUUGCAAUGUUCCAAUAAUUUUAUUAAAUUUUCUUUUUCUAUAAUUUUUUUGAUGAAAAUGACUGUAACAAUAAUUUUGAUGCCUCAUUUUUUUAAAGAUUUUAUUUGGCGAAUAACUUAAUAAAGAGGUUUAAAAAUAGUUCUUUUCGUUUCUGAAAUAAGUGCUUCAAAUUCCGAGGGCCACAAAUUGCUGAUUGUUUUAGCUCUUUGAUGUCGGCUUUAUUAUUAUUGAUAUUUUUAUAAUCUUGUUUUGUUAUGAAAUGUUUAGUGUUAGUUUUGGAUUAAAGUGUUUGGAAUUUUGUUUUGAGUCACAAUUGAGCUAUUAUCCAAUUUUAAUGGAUUAAUUUAAAAUUAUUAAAAAAGAAUGUAUAUUUAUUUCAAUAAAAUUUUAUAUAUGUUUAAAAAUUAUGUAUUUAAAUAUAUUUGUUGCCACUUGGAAUGCAUGUAUAGUAGAAAUG